AUGAACAACAGACCGACAAUAACGGUUUCAAGAAUGGAGAAUCGACAUGCGCCAUUAGCACACAUCAACCUCGUGAUGGGUAGGGAUGCUAGCGAGGACGAUGAAGCACAGGCCAGAGCUCGAGCAAUGGGAUUAACAGUUGGAACAGCUCCCUCAUUUAGAAGCGCUGAACGUGCUGCGAAACGUAGGGAGUACUACAUGAAAUUGGAGCAAAAGCAGCAAGCUUUGGAGGCAGAAAAGAUAGAAUCCGAAAUGAGAGCCAAGGAGGAAGAAGAAGCUGCUCUAAAGGAAUUCCGAAGGAGCUUAUUUGUUAAAGCACAUCCUGUUCCAAGUUUUUAUCGUGAAGGACCUCCACCUAAGGUCGAACAUAAAAAGAUGCCUGUGACACGUGCCAAAUCACCAAAGUUAACGCGUGGAAGGAGUUGCAAUUAUGAGUUAACCCAUUCGUCCAUAGAAGAGAAAGGCUCGUGUUCACGGACUGCAUCUCUUAGGGGUCGUAGUGUUACACCGAGCUCUGGUAGGAACAAGUGAUGGCAUGUGAAAAUACAUCCUGUAAUUAAGUUGACAAUGGAGAGCUAAAAAAAAAGUUCUGAAUUUUGUAAAGUUUAUAAGGUAUGUAUUAGGGUGUA
This is a messenger RNA of Lactuca saligna, 629 nucleotides long. NCBI's taxonomy places the organism in Eukaryota, Viridiplantae, Streptophyta, Magnoliopsida, Asterales, Asteraceae. The record is from the annotation of a GenBank genome assembly.